CAGAUUCAACGGACUGAAAAAGAGAGGGAUCAAAGAGAGAAGUGGAAAAUUAAGUGGGGGGGAAAAGGAGGGGCUGUGGAGAACAGUGAAGUAGAAAGGGAUGGAGAGCGUUUCAUCGGGUGAGUCAGCCAGCGUGGAUGAGCUGGUGGAAGCCUGCAUCAAAGCCUUUGACAAUGAAGGCGUUCUGAAGGAGCCGUCGCUCGUGCGAAUGUUUCUCACCAUGCAUCCCUGGUACCUGUUAUCCAGUGACCUAGCUAAGAAACUCCUGCACAAGUCUCAGGAACAGGAUUGUUCUGCAAAUCGCCAGUCUCAAAUUUGUCACCUUGUCAAUCCAUCAUAUGAAUGGCGACGUCAGCUGAAUGAAACCGUCCAGAAGAAACGCAAGACCUCUCUUCUUUUUGACCACCUGGACGCUUCCACCCUGGCUGAACACCUAACGUAUAUGGAGUACAAAUCGUUUUGCAAAAUUCUGUUCCAGGACUACCACAGUUUCGUGAUGCACGGCUGCACGGUGGAUAAUCCCAUUCUGGAGCGUUUCAUUACUCUGUUUAACAGUGUUUCCCAGUGGAUCCAGAUCAUGGUUCUCAGUAAGCCUACAGCUCAGCAGAGAGCCACUGUCAUCAGUGAAUUCAUCAAAGUGGCCCAGAGGCUACUGCAGCUGCAGAACUUCAACACACUGAUGGCUGUAGUGGGUGGGCUCAGCAAUAGCUCCAUUGCUAGACUCAAGGAUACGCAGGCGCUCAUUGGCAGCGAGACGCGCAAGGUGUUUGAAGGAUUGGUGGAGCUGGUCACCUCCUUUGGGAACUACAGUCGCUAUCGUCAGAGUUUCUCAGAAUGUUCAGGAUUCCGCUUCCCCAUCCUUGGGGUGCAUUUGAAGGAUCUGAUUGCCGUGUCUUUGGACCAGUACCACUCAGAGGACGAGAUAUAUCAGCUAUCUCUACAGAGGGAGCCUCGCAGUACUAAACUACCAACUUCCAGCUCAAAGUCACAGUCUCCUCUAAUAGAACAGUGGGCAUCUUCAGUCAAACCUAAAGCGGAUCCAGCCAUCAUCAACAAACACAUUGAAAAAAUGGUGGAGUCAGUGUUCCAAAAUUUUGACACCGAUGGUGAUGGCUACAUUUCCCAAGGAGAGUUUGAGAUCAUCAGGAGGAAUUUCCCUUACCUUGGCAAGUUUGAUGAACUGGACCAAAACCAGGAUUGUAAAAUUAGCCGAGAGGAGAUGAUUGAGUACUUCACAAAGGCGAGCUCCUUACAGAACUGUAAGAUGGGUUUUGUUCACACGUUUACUGAGGCGAGCAGCGUCAAACCUUCAUUUUGUCGGCACUGCUCUCGUUUGAUAUGGGGAUUUUACAAACAGCGAUACAAAUGCAAAGUGUGUGGGGUGAGCUGUCAUAAAGACUGCUGCAGUCGUUUGGCCAUCGAGUGCCGACGGCGGGCACAGAGCAUCAGUUGUCACAAUGACGUUUCCUUUAAGGCCACACGCUCUUUCAGCUUUCCGCCGCCCUUCAGCACAGAGUCGAUAGCAGAGUCCCCGGUCAUCACAGACGGCUCUCAGGAGAAACCGGAUGAGGUUUUUGAUGUCCACCUUUGAUGGGGUUCGAAAAGUAGAUGUAUAUUGCCAACACAUUCACCUCGUGGUUGAGAGCUUUUUCAUUAAGUCCUUCUGAUGAACAGAAAUCCAUCACCUGGCAUUAGAUACGUUCCUCUCCUCUCUAUUUCCAUAGGAACAUCCUGGAGCAAAUCCACAAGCAAGCGCAGCAGCAGUGACAGAGCUGCACUGUUCUCCAGAGCAGAGUGCGUGUGUGUGUGUGUGUUUGUUCAUGCGUUUGUUGUCCAAGGUGAUCCAUUCUCUUGAACUCUCUAUACUGUGAUCUCUCAUGGGUUUUUGGUCUGAAAAUAGCACAUGGAUUUCAAACAAAUAAGAAAAAAGCACCAGUUAAGUUGCAACAAAUAUUUGAGGAGGUUAUAUAUAUAUUUACUAUUUUAGUUUUUCGUGACCAUUUUUCAUCCUCUUAGUAGAAGUAGAAUUAAAUGGUGUUUUGGAUGAAAUGGGACUAAAACAACCCAUUACAAUGUAUAAUCUGCCACCUAUGCAUACAUGAAAAAAAAAUAUAUAUAUAUACAUUUUUACAUUGUUUAUUUUAUGACCAUGAUCAAUGUGCAAUGGUGCAAUUUUUGUUAGAAUUUACAAUGAUAUUUUAAUUGGGAUUCCUGUAACUGCAUGAUUUCAUUGAUCUUUUUCAUUCUCAUAUGUAUUAUGAAUAGACGAGAAGGUCGAAUGAAUGACAUGUUGCAGACACUGUAUUGUGCCACGGCCAUCUCUCAUCACAGGCUUCAAUUUCACACCAACAGAAGGCGCUGUUGUCCUAAACUGAGAAAGCGAUUUGAGAAGUUCUUGUGCUGCCUCAUUUGCUUUCUGAUUUUAUGUUUAUAUUCUUAUUCUUAUUAUGCAGAUGAAUCAUUUGUUUUCUUUGAUGCACAUUUGCAUGUUUUUUGCUGCCGAAAUGGAUACACGUAUAAUAAAUAGAACAUU
Messenger RNA from Sinocyclocheilus rhinocerous, 2533 nucleotides. RefSeq names its product RAS guanyl-releasing protein 2-like. Gene Ontology annotation, cellular component: plasma membrane. Gene Ontology annotation, molecular function: calcium ion binding; guanyl-nucleotide exchange factor activity. Bases 101 to 1591 code for a protein of 496 amino acids. The transcript has 15 exons. Lineage: Eukaryota; Metazoa; Chordata; Actinopteri; Cypriniformes; Cyprinidae. The record is from RefSeq and is a predicted model, not a curated record. Gene Ontology annotation, biological process: Ras protein signal transduction.